AUGCCCUCCACCGACGACAGCGACACCUCGCCGGAGAAGUUAAAACUACGCUAUCACCGCCGGCAAAAGCCGACGAAAAUGUCUUCCAGAGUUCCUCAAACUAUCUCAAACACCAGUGACGCCAUGAAUAAGCUUAUCUACUCAUUCAUCUUCAUCGUCUUCGUUUUCUCCUCGGAAAGGGUCUUAUCAGAAAUCCAUGCUAGCAUACCACCUAGAGGUUGGAAUUCAUACGAUUCGUUUUGUUGGACAAUCUCUGAAGACGAAUUUCUUCAAAAUGCUCAACUUAUUUCACAGAAAUUGCAUGCUCAUGGCUAUGAGUAUGCGGUUGUGGAUUACCUUUGGUAUAGAAAGUUAGUCCCCGGUGCUUAUGUUGAUUCGCUUGGGUUCGAUGUGAUUGAUGAAUGGGGGAGGAUGAGUCCGGACCCACGUAGGUGGCCUUCAUCAAAAGGUGGCAAAGGGUUCAAAGAAGUAGCCAAGAAAGUUCAUGACAUGGGUUUGAAGUUUGGGUUCCAUAUUAUGAGAGGCAUAAGCACACAAGCCGUGAAUGCAAACACCCCUAUCUUAGACAUUACAACGGGAAAAGCUUACACAGAAGCCGGAAAGGUUUGGCAUGCAAAAGAUAUAGGAUUGAAAGAGAGAUCUUGUGGUUGGAUGAAAAAUGGUUUCAUGAGUGUGGACACUACAUUAGGAGCUGGAAGAGCCUUUUUAAAGUCCCUUUAUCAUCAAUAUGCCGAAUGGGAUGUCGAUUUUUUAAAACACGACUGUGUGUUCGGCGAUGAUUUUGAGCUAAGUGAGAUAACGAUUGUUUCAGAGAUAUUGGAGGGGCUUAAUCGUCCAAUUCUUUAUUCACUCUCACCUGGAACAAGUGCGACACCAGUCAUGGCUCAGCAAGUUUCAACCCUCGUAAACAUGUAUAGAGUCACCGGUGAUGACUGGGAUAAUUGGGGAGAUGUUGCAGCUCAUUUUGAUGUUUCAAGAGAUUUUGCAGCUGCUAGUAUGAUAGGAGGUGGAGGUUUGCUCGGAAACUCAUGGCCUGAUUUGGAUAUGCUUCCACUCGGAUGGCUUACUGACCCUGGAGUCAAUGUUGGUCCACACAGGUUGUCGAGACUUACUCUAGACGAGCAAAAAACUCAGAUGACUUUGUGGUCAAUGGCUCGAUCGCCUUUAAUGUUUGGAGGAGAUAUGAGAAAGCUUGAUGAUGAAACUUAUCGACUAAUCACAAACCCAACACUUUUGGAAAUCAACUCUUUUAGCUCAAACAAUAAGGAGUUUCCUUACAUUACCAACACGGCUGAAUUUCAAUUCUUGAAACAAGGUCCACACUUUCAAACUAGAAGUCUAAAAGACACGGGUGCAUCAGAAAAACUCAUUUUAGGGCUCUCGAGUUGUCAUGAUUCCAAAGCCAAAGGGUGGUUUGUGAGAGUAGUUGAUGCGGAUCUUGAACAAGUUUGUUGGAGAUGGCCAUCAAGAUCCAAAAAUUUCGAACCUUUUUGUCUCUACAAAUCGGACCCUCUUUUACAAUCAGAUGAAGUUACAUAUAGAGAAAAAUAUCGAGGGAAGCUUCACCUACAUGCGAGAAAUAGGGAUGGGUUUUGCUUUGAUACUUCAUCCAAACGGAAACUUACUUCAAAGGAGCAUAAGAGAGCAUCUUUUUUUCCUUGUAGGCCGGAUGCUAACCAGAUGUGGGAGCUAAAUAGCAACGGAACACUUGUGAAUAGUUAUUCGGGUUCAUGUGCUUCUAUCAAAGAAACAAAAGCCAAUGCGGGUCCCGGAGGAGUUCGCUCAUGGAUUGCAACCGGAAAGAAAGGAGAGGUGUAUCUUGCUUAUUUCAAUUUGAAUACUUCAAGAACAAUUAUUUCCACAACUAUAUCAAAUCUCUCAAAGGCAUUUCCUAUGAUAAAUUUCGGCUCGUGUUCAUGCAAAGAGGUUUGGAGUGGGAAAGAUUACGGGUCACUACAACAUUCACUCUCGGCUUCUGUUGAGUCACAUGGUGUUGCCCUUUUUAUCUUGACUUGUUCUUAGUUUUCAUGGGAAACACAUAGUCUAUUUGUGUUGUAUUUGCAUCAUGGAUUCUUGAAUUCAUAAACAGAAAUUCAAUGUGGUUCAAGAAGCUUGAUUUAGAUCCCCAAAGGGGUUUGUUUUGCGGUCCCUCGACAUUAUUUGCAACCAUCUAAAGCAACAAGUGAAGCCAUU
Lactuca saligna is the source of this 2193-nucleotide messenger RNA. The record is from the annotation of a GenBank genome assembly. Lineage: Eukaryota; Viridiplantae; Streptophyta; Magnoliopsida; Asterales; Asteraceae.